This is a messenger RNA of Lates calcarifer (barramundi perch), 6404 nucleotides long. RefSeq names its product StAR-related lipid transfer (START) domain containing 13a (gene stard13a). The coding region runs from base 848 to 4570 and encodes 1240 amino acids. The transcript has 14 exons. The record is from RefSeq and is a predicted model, not a curated record. Gene Ontology annotation, molecular function: protein binding; GTPase activator activity; lipid binding. Lineage: Eukaryota; Metazoa; Chordata; Actinopteri; Centropomidae. Gene Ontology annotation, biological process: regulation of Rho protein signal transduction; signal transduction; actin cytoskeleton organization.
UCACACAUUUCAGACAUUAGCGUUCUCUCUACAGAUGCUAUGUGUCAAAUGCACAUACGUUGGAUGUAUUGCUAUCUGAGGCCCAAGCAGGUAAUAUGGGUGGUGUAUAUGUGCUGGAACAGUUAUGUCAAAUGUCAUGUGGUGUGAACUUGAUGGCGUGGAUUUAGGGGACAUUUCUCAAUGGCAUUACAAUCCUACUCAGCAUUAAUAACAAUAGCUUUGGUCCUACAUACAUUCCUCAGCACUGUCUCACACACCCACACACUCUCCAUUGUUCUGCCCUUUUCCUUUUCACAUCGGGAUAUGGCUGUAGGGAUGGUGGUUUUCUCCAGGCCUACCCCCUCUCUGAUCACAUCUCCCAUCCCAGAUAUGCCCUUCUCACAUACACACACACACACACACGCACGCGGACACACAUGCACAUAUGCCCAAGGCAUGUACCAAAUUGCGUCUUUGGCAGAGCUUCAGGAAGCAAGGCAGUGUUCCCUGAGCUCACAUGUCAUUGGCCACUGCUGGUCAUGUGACCAAAGGAAAGACAUUGUGGAAACAAGAGUUUGAGAGUCUUCCUCCCAUCUCAGCUUAGGAGACAGUGAGUGUGUGUUUGUGUGUGUGUGGGGAGGGGGGGUUAGAACAAGGCUUGUCAUCUGAGUCAGGUGGUGUGAUGAAACUUGUGUGUUUGUUCAACUGUGGUGAGUUGAGGGGAGGAGGCAGGCGGGUGGGGAGCUGAUUUGGCUUCCAGUGAGGGCAUGUUAGAGGCAGGAAUUCACAAGGAGUGCUCACACAAAACAACUCAUCAGGCCGAGAGAGAGGAAGACUUGUAAGUUAGCGAGGACUUGGUUGUUAUGUUAUGGAGGUUGUGGGCAGCAGUAUGACCGCUAUGGAUGAUGUGAACAGUGCUGUAAAUAUGGACAGUGUGUCUGCCUCAGCACACUGUGGAGGUGCACACCCAGCAAGUGCUGCAGGGAAUGAGGAGACAGUGAACAACAAUCUGGACAAUGUGGACAAUGCUAGUGCAACAGAAACUGCCAGAGAUGAGGAUAUUAUUGGUGACGUGGUUAGUGGAAAAAUUAAACGCCCUACGAGUGCAGCCAUCUCUGACAGUGUGGACAAUGUGGAGGACGAUGCACAGAGUGCUGACACUGUCGGUACUCAGGAUAGUGCGGACAGUGCUGAUGUUACAGACGGCAGGAGCAUGGAAUUUGAUGACACUGUGGACAGUAUGGAUCAAAGUGCCAAGGGUGAUAGCAACGACUGCGAAAGUGACGGCGACAGUGCCAGUGAGAGUACUUGUCUGGAGGCCAUGACACCUGACGGACAUGACUACUACCUGAGGCUGGGUGAUACCCCUAAACGACGCUCUGCCCUGCGUCUCUCCCGCAUCAUUGCCCGCCAGCAGCUGCUCCGGAGGCUGGCACAAGAGAUUGAGGCAAAGGAGGCUUGUGAUUGGCUUAGAGCUGCGGGAUUCCCACAGUACGCCCAGCUCUAUGAAGAUUCCCAGUUUCCAAUUGAUAUUUCCUCAGUAAAAAGGGACCAUGACUUCUUGGACCGGGAUCUGGUGGAGCCUCUGUGUCGGCGUCUAAAUACUCUGAACAAGUGUGCCUCCAUGAAACUGGAUGUCAGCCACCCCAAGAAGAAAGGUGAUGACUCUGACGAAGAUGAUCCGCUGGCUAUCAGUAAGCGGUGGACGUUCGAGUGGAGUAGCCGACGUUGGUCUCGUCUGCAAGACUUCCUAUUGGACAGCACCAACGAAAGCAGCCCAACAGGUCAGGGGGAGGGUCUGCGCAGCACAGUGAGCAGUGAGAGCGUGCUGACAGACCUGAGCGAGCAGGAGAUCACAGAAAUCUCCUCGCUGCACAGUGAGGACUCCGCCUCCGCCAUGCCUGACUCUAUAUCUAUGGCGUCCCUCUCUGCUUCCUACCAACCACCUAGGGAACUUCCACACUACAACUCCCUGCCAAUCAAGAGCAGCCGCCAUGGGCAAGGAGGGCGGAGCAAAGCCAAAGAGUUUUUGCGUCGAAUGGAAAUAAUGCGCACGUGGGGGCCGUCGACGAGGCGGAAAAGCUCUAAUCGGAGGCCACCGCUUGUCAUCAGUGGGCCUGUGUUACAGGGGGAGGAGCCUCAGGCACUGCAGAUGCUCCAGUGUACUCCCAUCAGCCAAUUAGGACACAGCCCUAAACACAACCAUGAAACUGAUGGCGACACUCCUGCUGUCACCCAUACCAAUGAUUGUGAAGACCAAUCCAUGGUGAGUGUGAGCCCCAGCAGUGAGACAGUGGCACCGAAUGUGAAGGAGCCUGUGUGUCCAAAACCCCGCACUGCCAGCAAGAGAAGCAGCAUGUACCUGGAGGACAUGGAGCUGCCUUCUCAGGGUAAGAGGACCGAAGGACAGAGCCAGUUUGGCAGAAACCAGUUUCACUCAUAUGAAAACCUCCUCAUUCACAUCCCCAAAGACCAUAAACCAGGCACCUUUCCAAAAGCUCUGUCCAUAGAAAGCCUGGCUCCUUCCCCCGGUGACAGGAGCAGUGGCCCUCAGACACAGGCCCAACCCUCUCCAGCCAACAACGGCCUGGGUGAGCCCUGGUCUGCUAAACCUCUCACCAAACCCCCCUGUCCUGGAGCUCCACGGGGCAGCAGGGUGAGUGUCUAUGACAACGUGCCGGGCUCCCACCUGUACGCCAGCACGGGAGACCUGCUGGAUAUAGAGAAAGAGGACAACCUGUUCCCUCACCUGGAUGACAUCAUCCAGCACGUCAGCGGUUUGCAACAAAUAGUGGACCACUGGAGCCGCAGUGUGCUGCCCGAGGGGGAGGGGGAGGAGGAAGGGGAGGGCAGGACCACCCCCAGCGAAGGUGAGAGAGAUGGAGUCUCCUUGAAUGACACUGAUUCGACAGGGACCAGUCGGGAAAGGCGGGACUCUGGAGUUGGAGCCUCACUGACAAGACCACGACUGCGAUGGCCCAGCUUCAGAACCUCUGAUCAUCUCAACCAGCCGGCAUGUUCAAUGCAUAUCAGUAGCCAAUCAGCAGGCCAGCUCAGCCUGCUACAGAAGUUCUCUUUGCUCCGCCUCACCGCCAUCAUGGAGAAAUACUCAAUGUCUAAUAAACAUGGCUGGACAUGGUCUGUGCCCAAGUUUAUGAAGCGCAUGAAGGUGCCAGACUACAAAGAGAAGAGUGUGUUUGGCGUUCCCCUCAUCGUCCAUGUCCAGCGCUGUGGUUUUCCGCUCCCUCUGUGUUUACAGCAGGCCCUCAGCCACCUCCGAACACACUGUCUGGACCAGGUGGGAUUGUUCCGCAAAUCUGGCGUGAAGUCUCGUAUUCAGGCUCUGAGGCAGCAGUGUGAGCUGUCCCCUGACUCUGUGAGCUACGAGGACCAGUCGGCUUACGACGUGGCAGACAUGGUCAAACAGUUCUUCAGAGACUUGCCUGAGCCUCUACUAACAAGCAAGCUGGGGGAAACUUUCCUGCAUAUUUACCAGUAUGUCCCAAAGGAGCAGAGGUUGCAGGCCGUCAGAGCGGCCAUUUUGUUGAUGCCGGAUGAAAGCAGGGAGGUUCUGCAGACAUUGCUCUACUUCCUGCGCGAUGUCACUUCCUUGGUGGAGGAGAACCAGAUGACACCGAUGAACCUGGCUGUUUGUCUGGGACCUUCGCUCUUUCACCUCAGCAUACUGAAGAACGAGACGCUGUCGCCAAGGUCAAUCCAGAGGAAAUACACCACAGGUCGUCCCGAUCAGAAAGACCUGAAUGAGAACCUGGCUGCCACUCAGGGCCUGGCGCACAUGAUCACUGAAUGCCAGCAUCUGUUUCAGAUCCCAGAGGAGAUGGUGACCCAGUCUCGCAACUCCUACAUGGAGGCUGAGCUGAUGGUGCCCCCACUGGAUGAGCUGUGCAAGGCUCACGAGGAGGAGGUGGACGAGGAGGAGGAAGAGGAGGAUGAGGAUGGAUCCUAUCAUGUACACCUAGAGAGCCUGGUCCAGAACCUGCUGAAAGAGGCCAAAGAUAAGAGCAAAGGCUGGGUGUCUCGCUCAACUACUGACCAUACAGAACUGGCAUUUAAAAAGGUAGGAGAUGGUAACCCCCUACGGCGUUGGCGAGUGUGCGUAGAGGUGUCUGCAUCUCCUGAUGAGGUCCUGCAGCGGCUGCUGAAAGAGCGCCCUCUGUGGCAGACUGAACUACAGCAGGAGAAGGUUCUGGAGACGCUGGAUAAGCAGACAGAUGUGUACCAGUACUCCUGCCGCAGCAUGGCACCUCAACCCAGCUGUGACUAUGUGGUACUAAGAUCAUGGCGUACCGACCUGUGCAAAGGCUCGUGUGCGCUGGUCUGUGUGUCCGUCGAACACGACGACAGCCCACGCAUGGGUGCAGUGAGGGGGGUUGUGCUGGAGUCACAGUACCUCCUCGAGCCCUGUGGGAUGGGGAGGACCAGGCUCACACACAUCUCCAGAGUGGACCUCAGGGGAAGAUCUCCAGAAUGGUACAACAAAGCAUUUGGCUACCUGUGUGCUAAUGAAGCCCAGAGGAUCCGCUCCUCUUUUCACCCUCUAGACCAGACGAACUCCGAGGCCAAGAUCUGAACCCCAGAAAUCAAGCUCUAUCUUCGGUCACACUGCCGGAGUAGCUGGAGGAGGAGAAUCUGGACCUUGGUGUCUUUUCAUGCUGCUGAGCCACACUGAGCUUUACUGUACCAUACUGUACUGAGUUACAGUCAUUCACACACACAGUCCUGAAUUCCAGUAAUUCUGCAUGGGCACACAAUGCUACUUAUUUAUUUUCCAAGCAAUUUUUUGUACCAUAGAACAAAGGUUGGUUUCCAAAUUUCUGAAUUUUCUUUGAUGUUUCACAUAAAUGGCUUCUAACCAUGUGCAUUAUUGGAAGGAUAAGGUUGUAUCAGUAUUUAUAGCUCUGGGUCAUUCUUUAAAUUCCUCAUUAUAAAGACGACCCAGUGAAACAGGCAGCAGUGGUUGGUUUAAACAUAAGAUGGCUGCCAUAGUGGUAGGGUCAAUGUUUAAUCUGCAACAGUAAAACUAAUUUGAUAUAACUUUAAUUGUUAUUGUUAUAGAUUACCAAACUGAAGCUUACACAUAAUUAUAAUUAAUUUAGUAGUAUGUACAAUCGAAGUUGGGAUGAAAGUUACUCAUACUUGAAGUAGAAUACCUGUAUUUGUAUUGAUUAUUUAGAGAAAUCUGUCUUAACUCUUUCAAAAGCCACAUGGUCUGCCUGGAAUUUACAGCACAUGAACUGUUCAUAACAAUUUCUCUUCUCAGAUGUUUUACUGAAUAGACCUGAAAAACAGAAUAUAUUCCCCCCGAUCUGAUUUAAUUAUUGUAAAUUGUACAUCUUAUCCACAAUCUUAUUCACCCUGACCUACAUCAACUUUUUUACCUUCACAUAUUCAUAUUUAUAAUAUGCACUUGAUUACAGAUACUGUAAAGAUGCAAAAACAUAUGUGCUCUGAAAAUCCCUGUCUAUUGGAAAUGACCAAGACCAGUACAAUAUGGGUACAUGACAGCACCACAUUGUGAAAAGUGCACUAGAUUCAGGAAAAAGAAUUACACGAGGGAUUUGGAUUAUAGAAAGGGGAAACACUCAUCGGGGCCAUAAAUGUGCUUUAACCCUGUUAUAGAUACAUUGUGUUGGAUAUCACUGUUGAUUUAGUUCUCUGUCACUAUUUUCAGUGUUAAUCUUAUCUAAAUGAAAUGUUAUUUUAAAGUUAUUAUUGUCAUUAUAUCUCGGUAUAUGGUAUCAUUGUUGCUUUUUUUUCUCGCUCUCAUGUUAUACAAUGUCUAAGACAUGUGACCAUUUCACUGCUUCUGGGAAGCUUGUUUGAAAUUUUGCAUGUGUGGGUGUGUGCAUGGAUGUACCUGUGUAUCUGCAUUUUAGAUAUACGUACAGCCUGUAUUGUAAAUAUAUAUAUAGAUAUAUAUAUAUACACAACGCUUUCUGUGCCAGCAGAUCAAACUUCAUAGCUUUUCAGGGUCUUCCUAUCAUAUUGAUGUGCUGAAAUGUGAACUUUCCACACAGCAUCCCUACCAAAAGCAAUAGCAAACUAAAGCUUGCUCUGCCAUGGCACUGCCUUGGCUUUUUUUGUUUCAGCUGUAGGCAGUGUUGCUAUGGUGUUGCUAUGAUACAGUAUCUCUACAGUGCCACCAAAAUCCUGUGCGGAUGCUGUUUGCUGGAGAACAGUGUGGCAUGUGUGUGUGUGUGUUUGUGUAAAUAUGUGUGUAUGAGAAAGAUAAAAAAGACUGAAGAGUGAGUGACUUUGACAUGAGCCCUCGGCUGUGUGUGGAGAGGCUCCAAAAUCAAGCUGAGUAGUUGAUUUAUGCGUGGGUUAUUUCUGACAAAGUGACAGAAAAUAGAACCAUUGUUUCUAAACAAGAGAAUAAAAAACUUAAGAAUAUAACCAAAACA